AAAGGACACGAAGUAAUAGUCGAGCAUCCCAGCGAUUCACGAAGGAGUUAAGGCGCAAGACGCAACCCCCCACGUCCCAAUCCGUGAUUUGCGAUAGGCUAUUGUGGGUCCGCCCACGUACCUACUCAAAAGAACUGGAAAAUGAAAGGAAUGGAUCAGAAACUCUUGUAUGCUUUCCGUGGCUGGAUAGCAUUUAUUGCUUUCAUGGACAUGGGCACUGCUGUAAGGUGUCUAAUUGAAAAACGAUCAAUUCUUGGGGAGCAUUCCUUUACAAAGAUUGACAAUUUAACCCAGCAACGGGACGAUUCUACCCUCCCAAGGAUCUUAGGGGCUUACUCCGUUCUGAAAGCCUUGGCACUUAUUCACUGUACAUUGUACAUUCAUUACAAACCUGUUGUGAGCAUGGGCAUUUGUUCUCUUGUUCUUACCCUCCUUGUUUACAUCUCUGAAGCCCUGUACUAUCAAUCCACAACAUUUAACUUCUAUGUACUUUUUCCAUGUGUUAUAAAUGCAUUAACUCUUCUAGGGCUCUGGUUUUUGCCUCGUCGUCUACUUGAAACUGAGCCAGUUACCACAGAUGAAAAUGCAGAACUUCUCCGAAUGGCUGGUGGUAUGAGGAGGAGACGACCACACAAAGUGAAGGAUAAUUAAUCUCCUUACCCCUCAAAGACAUCAGUAUAUAUACUGAUUACUUUAACACAAAUAUUGCAAUUGUGUUAAUACAUUACUUUGACAUGUUUUCCUAGUUUUUCUAGUCUGUUCCUAGUCAGAACUAACCACCUAUAACUUAUAGACAUAGAAGUUUUUGUUAUGUUCCCUUUUGAUCGGUCUUAAUAUUUCUUCAUCUAAACUUAGUUAUUCGUAGAAAUGUUUCUAACAGUAAUUUUCUUUUAAGCCUUUAAUUUUCUUGUCGAGUUUUUAUUUUGUACUUUUUGGGAGGUUUGUGGUUUUAUUACUCUUUUAUUUAAAUUAUUGAGUGCUUUUAUUGUUACAUCAUCAAUUUAAAAUGUUAAACAAUUCCAUUUUUCUAGCUUUACUAUCUUGCAUUUGUGAAUAAGUGUUUCUUUUCUGUAAGUGAUAGCACAUAUCAAGAGUUAAGGUGCAGAAAUAUAGCAGGAAUGAGGCGACGUUAAAGUUUGUUGAGCUAAAAAAAAAUUGUAGCAUGGACCAAUUUUUGAAUGAUUUUGUACCAAAGUUGUGUAAGAAGUUCACAUCCCCUCACGCUGACAAAUUUCGUAGUCCUGUAUGUUUUUAACAAGCUGUUGUGCUUAUGUGAAGAUGAAUUCAUCAAGUUAAGUCUCAUACAUAGUUAUGACUGCAUUGUUAUCCUGUUGUCAGAUUGGACAGCUAUAUUUUAACUAUUAUUUGAUAUUUGUUCAUUAAUGGACAUCCUUAUGCUAAGGCUGAUUGAAUUCUAAUAGGUGUUCAUUUUACUUAAAAGUGAUGUGUUAUUUGCUUAGAAUAGUGGGCAUUCUUGUGAUUUCUGCUCAAGUUUACAAUUUUCUUCUAGUCAUAGAAGUUUGCAAGCAAUAAUACUUAGUAAUUAAAUGAAUGCAAUUUGUAGUCAAGCCAUACUAAUUACAUUUCUGAUUGGAAUGCAUCCUGUGAUAGAUCAUGCUCAUGUUAAUGUAGAGUAGUCUGAGUAAUGUAGAAAGAUUAGUUGUUUCCGAUGAAACAUAAUUAGUUAGGAAGGUAGAAUUCAUGAGCAUUCUAUUCUGAAGGGUAUUAGCUAAUACACUAUAAUAUAAGAACGUCCACAUGUCCCAUUUGCUGUUCAUGUUCAGAUGCCUGUACUACAGGGUAAAGGAAUGAGGUGACUGAAUUAAAUUACUUGUCAGGGAAUUCUGUUACAAAGACCAAUGAACAAACUUUGCCUUGUAAGGCCUUGUCGAAUGAUAGAGCUGAUUCUUUUGCAAUGUUUAUGCCGGACUAACAGUCAACUAGUUUGUUUACCGUCAUUUCAUUCUAUCUAUCUUCUAACAUUAUUCUGGCAAACAUAACACAUUAUAUUUUCAAAUAUGAGUCAUGUAUAGAGAAUGGUUUCUAGUCUCACUGAUUUCUCACUCUUUCAUGUAACUUUUUUCUUCUUUUGUUGAUUGGAUGAGUUUUUACUUGAACUCCCAAAAUCUCAGUUGAUCUCAUACCUUCAUAUAUGUACUGGCAAAACCAGUUGUGUUGCUACCUUAAUUUUAAUUAACCGCUCAAGUAUACAGCCUGAGCGAAUUUCACCUAAAAUGUGAUUUAAACAGUUGAAAUAUUUUUCUUCUUGAUUUUUCUUUUCUGUAUCUCAAGCACAAGCUCCCUACUUUGUUAACAAAUUAGAAGAAAUGAAUAAACUCAAAAUCUGUAACAAACAA
Molecule: messenger RNA, 2357 nt
Organism: Frankliniella occidentalis (western flower thrips)
Lineage: Eukaryota; Metazoa; Arthropoda; Insecta; Thysanoptera; Thripidae
Exons: 5
Coding region: 142-651 (169 amino acids)
Cellular component (GO): endoplasmic reticulum; membrane
Molecular function (GO): protein-macromolecule adaptor activity
Source: RefSeq, a predicted model, not a curated record